GCCGAGCGGGGGUCGUGCGGCUCCGGCGGCCCGGCCGGCGUUUCCGGAGAUUGCCGAGGGGCUUCGGCCCCUCCCCAGCCGCUGCCGAGCCCGUGACCGAGGCGCUCCGGUGGGCCGGAGCCCGCUGCGCCCGUUGGUGUAGUCGAGGCGUGGGGCUCGCCCUCCUGCUCCCCUCCCGGCUUCUCCUCCGGCAGCGCCGGGCGUCGCGGUGACAGAGCGGGGCGAUCGCGGCGGGGGGCGGCCGGGGCUCCGGCGGCGCGGAUGGCGGAGGGCGGCCAGCCCCCGCAGCAGCAGCAGCCACAGCCGCAGCUCCUGGCCGGCGGCGGCGCGGGGGCCGCCCGCGGCGUGAAGCGGGAGCCAGAGCUGGAGCAGCCCAUGCCCGGUGGGGACGGCGCCGAGGGCGGCCACAGCAAGCGGCUGCGGACGGAGGCGGAGGCCGACGGCGGCGGCAUGCAGAACGAGCCUCUGACUUCAGGUUAUCAUGGAUACCCAGCAAGAGACAAUCAAGGUAACCAGGAGCCAGCAGCAACUCCUGAUGCAAUGGUGCAGCCAUUCACCACAAUCCCAUUUCCGCCACCCCCACAGAACGGGAUUCCCACAGAGUAUGGGGUGCCACACACUCAGGACUAUGCAGGCCAGACCAGCGAGCACAAUCUGACACUCUACGGAAGCACGCAGCCGCAUGGAGAGCAGAGCACGAACACAGCCAGCACGCAGAACGGAUCUCUUGCACAGACAGAAGGAGGGGCACAGACAGAUGGACAGCAACCACAGACACAGAGCAGUGAGAAUACCGAGAGCAAAUCCACUCCAAAGCGACUUCAUGUGUCUAACAUUCCCUUCCGCUUUCGAGAUCCUGACCUUCGGCAGAUGUUUGGGCAAUUUGGCAAAAUCCUUGAUGUAGAGAUAAUCUUUAAUGAGCGUGGCUCGAAGGGAUUCGGGUUCGUAACUUUCGAGAAUAGUGCUGAUGCAGACAGGGCCAGGGAGAAAUUACACGGCACCGUGGUAGAGGGCCGUAAAAUCGAGGUUAACAACGCCACUGCACGAGUGAUGACCAAUAAGAAGAUGGUCACACCAUACGCAAAUGGUUGGAAGUUGAGUCCUGUGGUUGGAGCGGUGUACGGCCCUGAGUUAUAUGCAGCGUCCAGCUUUCAAGCAGAUGUCUCGCUGGGCAAUGACGCCGCAGUGCCCCUGUCAGGAAGGGGGGGUAUUAACACUUACAUUCCUUUAAUCAUUCCAGGCUUCCCCUAUCCAACUGCAGCCACCACAGCAGCCGCAUUUCGGGGAGCCCACCUGAGGGGCCGAGGAAGGACAGUGUAUGGGGCAGUCCGGGCGGUACCUCCCACAGCCAUCCCUGCCUACCCAGGUGUGGUUUACCAGGACGGAUUUUACGGUGCUGACCUCUAUUUGACUGAAGAAAUGUUAACAUCCCGCUCUAAAUCUCUCAGUGGAGUCUCUGUUCCCUUCUCUGAUAUAACAGAUGGGGUGGAUACGCAGCCUACAGAUAUGCACAGCCUGCUACUGCAACAGCAGCCACGGCCGCUGCAGCCGCUGCAGCAGCUUACAGCGAUGGUUAUGGCAGGGUGUACACAGCAGAUCCUUACCAUGCCCUUGCCCCUGCCGCUAGCUACGGAGUUGGCGCUGUGGCGAGUUUAUACCGAGGUGGCUACAGCCGAUUUGCCCCCUACUGAAGUGACGUGAGCCCCCUGCAAGUGGGACAGCCCCCCCAGUUCAUGAGGCCUGGCUAUUGCAAUAUUUACUAGUAGAGGAACUCUAUAGCAAGACGAGGAGGAAAAACAAAAACAAAACAAAAAAAAACAAAGGAGAAAAUACUUUUUUAUACCUCACUAUGUUCUUUGAAUAUGUAUUUUUUUUUUCCUUUAAAUUUCUGCCUUUAAUUCUUUUGUUCCAAAGAUUGUGCUUUUUUUUUCUUUUUCUGGUUUUUGUUUUUGUUUUUUGGGGUUUUUUUUAACUGUGGUAAAAAUAAUGCAUUUCCGUGUCUGUAUGUUGGUGCAUAGCUUAUCCUACCAAUCACGGAAAAGGCAAUUAGCGAUAAGGAAAGCUGUUAGAAACUGAUAUCAUGCAAUUAAUCAGGAACACGCAGACAGAGUUACUUCCCUGGGUCUGGUGCUUGGUGCCUGUGAGACAGGAGGACGUGAGGGAGAAGUCUCCACCUGCCGUGUUUCUGGUCUGCAGAAGGAAGCACUCUAUGGCUGUGGCUGGGACCUAAGUGCUGGUGGGAAAUAGUCAUUUACAUUUGGAAAUGGGGGAAAUGCAGAGACUUUCCUUGUUUUUAUCACCAUCUGACGCGCACAGGUUUGGGACAGUUUCAGCAGUGUCAGGAUUCUAGACAUGGCAAGAGAAGAUUUCCUCAACCUGCCCAAGGACUUUGGCUGUUACCUGCUGUAUAGGGGACAAGACUUUGAAAGGAGUUUUUGACGAGGAUGAUCUUUCCCACACACACCCCACAUAUUCUAGCUGAUUGUUGUCCGUUGCUGGUGGCUGUAAUUACCUUAGUUUUCCUUCCUCCUUUUCAAGAUCUUUCUCCCUUGCUGUCCCUUUCCUCCCCUUCAUUCCUCGAGGAGUGGCAGAUGCAGUGCAGCAUCACACAGAGAACCUCUGCUGUGGACAGCAAGUGGUUAAACUUGCAGAGGUGAAGCGCAUGCAGCCUUGCAGAGGAAGAAAGCUAGCAGAAGAACCAUGCUCCGAUGCACCGAGGUCCAGCGUACAAGGUCUCUCCUCCUGUUCAUCUUGAGCUGCUUAGGCGCCUCUGCAAGUAAUCUGUUUCAAAUAACAAGUGAGGAAACACAAGUAAUGUAUAAGCUGCUUGAGGUGAGGGACAGGCAUGUGGGUUUGUGUGGGGGAAGAGGGUCUUUUACAUCUAAACUUGAUCCUGAAGUAGUUUUGUUUCUGUCAGGAGUUUUAAGAGGAGGCAGAAGCAGUUUGUGCAAGCUCUGAAUUCAUAGGAAUUUCCCACCAUGAGCUAUUUCAGGCCCUUACAUAGUUGCGUUGGAGCCCCUGAGCCUGUUUUGCCCAGCCUCUCAUAGAAAGUUGUGUACCUGGUCUGCUGAGUCCGUAUAGACACUACAUAUUAGAAGAUUUGGAAGCAGAGAGACUAUUGAGCGGAAGGCUCCACGACUCCCAAGACCAUCUCCCUUCUGCUCUCAUGGACAGUGAUUUCGCUGUGUUUCAAAGUCAGCAUUUUUGGAUGACCAUGUGAGCUGUGCUGUGAUGGGGAGUUGUUUCACUCCAGACCUCCCUACUCAGCUGCUGGCUCCUAGAGUGCUCCCGGUAACCCCGUGCUCGGAGGCAGGGUCUCUAACCACAUGGCAGAGGAAUGCAGAAGCAUGGUUUGAUUAGGCUGCCUCGAUGGGUGCUGGGGUGAGCUCACUGCCCGCAGAAGGGCUGCCUGGAGUGUGGGUUUGUUGGUGGAGCCUCUUCCAACUCCUGUUGUACACCGGCUGCUCCAUCCGCCGCUGAUACCAGCAUAGGAAACCUCCUGCAUUUAACACUAAGCGAUGUCGACAGGCAGAGCUCCCAGGGAGGUGUCCUGGCCCGGCCACGCACAACCAUGAGUUUCUUUGCUCUUCCCCAGCGAUACACGUGUCCUCCCUGUGUGUGGCAGAGAGGAGGCACCUCAAAUGGGAAGAAUGGGGAAGCCAUUAGUUAAGCUAGAGACCCUGAAGCUAUUGAUUCUCUGGAGGAAUAGCUAGAUAAAGGGGACACCAAACUGCCAGCCUGUUGGCCACCUUUUGGGUUUGUUUGUUUUCUUUCUGGUUUUAUUGUUGGUUUUUAAACUUUUUUUUUUUUUCCCAAGCCAAAGUUUGGUUUGUUGCUGUUAUGACAAUUUUGUUGUUGUUUGUAUAUAAAUAUUUUAGUUAGCUUGAAAAUGGGGAGGGGGGAACAGCGUGUUGGGGCUUUCACAAAAUCUAGGAAAUGAGGGGGACUCAGGGUGUCUGGGGGCUUUUACUGCCUGAGUUGGGGUAGUGGGGAGCGAGGACUGGUGGUAGAAGUAGUCAUAUUCAAGGGGAGCCGUUUCCACCGCAGGGCAGCCAGGGGACUUCUGCAGCAGAAGUCUCUACUGGACUUGUUCUACCUACCUGUGAGCAGAGGGGCUGUGUGAGGCCGUCCCUUCCCUCGCCCGCAGGCAGUUCUGGUGCAGCAGGCUGUGAGCAGGAGGGCUGCAGCUUGCGGAGCCCGGCGGUUGCUCAUCCCUCUGCCCCUUUCCUACCUUUCAGUUCAGCUGGUUCUGACUGCCCCAGUGCCCUCCCCUGCCCUGGCAGUGCUGCCUGCAAUCCCCUCCCUGCCCCUUGGCCUCUCUGGGCAUAGGGAGGCCAGCCCCGUUUCUGCCUCUGAGCAGUCUAUGCAUGGCAGCUUCAGCCCACCUGAGUACAUUAGGAGAGUGAGGGGUUUAGUGCAGAAGCGCCCAACCUUUGCGGGGCCAUGGUCCCUUGCUGUAUAAUCUCCAAGAAAUACCUGCUCUAGACCAUCCAGCCUGAUUCCUCCUGUAUCCGAGCCCGGCCUGCUCCAGUCGCUCCCUGCCAGGCUCCUCCAGUGCAUUAGCCAGCCCGUGUCUCCUUGACUCCAUAGUUAAUGCUGCAAGGUGCCUGCUGAGGCAGCUCGCUGAUAUCCCAGCUUCCUGCUCGCAGCAGUGAGCUGCAGAGGGGAUGCCAGGAUGCUUGCAUGGCUGGGGGCUGGAGGGAGCUCACUGGUUCCAGGUGUCCGGAGCACCAGACCUCCCAAAAACUUGCAUGUCAGCUGGAAUUUUGAGUGAGUGUUGGGCCAUGGUGGGAGAGCUCUUCAGCCUUUCUUCCCUCUUGGCAAACAACAGCUCUGGUUUCACUCAGAUGUGUUAUGAACUGGUUUGAUAUGCAUUCAGAGUAACCAAGCCGUGGCUAUAUCCAUCUUCUGAAGAAGUGAGGACAAAGCCUAUAUCUCCCUAUGCAAAAUUAAUUACACUUAAUGAAUUAAACUUAAUGAAUUAAACUGGGCCCUGGCUUAUUUGACCAAUGGCAGCUAGUGCUUGCCCUGAGAUGGGUCUGCAGCCACAGGUCCCUCGCAGAGCAGGGCUUGGCUUUCCGAGGGAAACCGCACAGGCAGCCUGGCAAAUAGCUUGCUGUGUGUCACCUUCUAGUCUGGUGGCAUCUGGGAUUCCUCUUGACGUAGAGGAAAAGAUGUUUCUUUAAGUGUUGCUGUUUGUACUGUCUUGCAAUAGGUCUGGCCAGCACAUGAUAUUAUACUGAUAAAAUUUUGGAUUGAAGAGUUGAUUUAUUUAAUGUGCUGGUCUGUCUUUCCUUGUGGGUACAGUUGUGCUGGUACAAAGUUGACUUCUACUCGUAUAGCAUAUUCUCUACUGGGAAUAGGUUAUAUUGAUGCCCAGCAUGUUAACAAACCGUUGUCACUGUCCCCAUGCUAGGGAGGCUGCACUGCUGUAGGUGGGUUAGCUUUUCUAAGUAAAGCCAUGACGGGACCUGGAGACAACGGGGAGCUCAGUAUGAGCCUGCUAGAGCCAGCUUUUCCCAGGUUAAGCAGUUAUGUGGAUCCUGUGUCAUGAGUUCAGAUAGACAAAGCCAUGUUUCAAAAUAGCUGUGGCUCAACUGUUUCAGUGCCCGAGAGAGAGCAGACUUGCUCAGUGAGAGGAGCGCUAGCUCAGGAGUCCAAGACCUUUGUUUUGGGCUGGGCUGUGUCAGUCAUCCUCAAGGGUCAUCAUGGAGCAGUCAUGUCGCUACUCUAGAGCUCGCUUCCCCGUCCCUGAAGUGAAGUGAAAGUAUAUCCCCUGUUCUCGCCCAUUUUGAGACCUUGUGGAUGUGAAGUGCACAGCAAGAGCUGAGGAGGGUUACCUGAAUAGCUGGCUCGAGUUCUAGUUGUGAAACGGUUAAUGAAACUGUUUCCUUGCCCCAAAAGAGAGCUGGCUGCUGGGGUUUCAGUUCCAGCACCCAGAGCUUCAGCAGCAGGGAAUACAAAGCUAAGCCUCCCAGCUCCCACCCAUCCCUAUGUGUACCUUCCCAUCCCGGCCCCAGAGGAGGAGGCAAGUGGAGAACGGGUUUGGGGAGCGCUUAGGAAUUCAAUAAAGGGAAACCCAGGCACCAGCUCUGGGGAGCGCCUUUGCUGAGUCUAGCUCCAAAGGGAAAGCAGCGGGCACAGAUAACCUGCUGCCUGCGGCCCUCCAGCCUGGCAGGGUCAGGGCAAUGCUGUCCUUGCUGCAAAAGGGUGAUUUUUCAAGUGUGUUACCUGUUUGCACUGUUUUGAAAUAGGAGGGGGGGGAGGGGGGGAAUAAAAAACCCCAACCUAGUGAACAAGAUGAACAUCCAAUGUAAACUUCGUGUUUUUAUUUUGACAUGCUCUUGGGAAAUGUCAAGCAUUUUGUAGUAUACACCAGUGAGACUUGAUUCUUUGUUGCAUAAAACACUAUUUUUGGUGAUGUUAAUGUCUGAAAAGCCCCUUCCCUCCACACUCACCUUACUGAUUGCCCUCUCCGCCCUCCAACCCUGGUUAAACUUCUCUUCUACAGUAAAAACUCCAGCCAACAAGGCAAGCAGGAGUCUGAUAGCCAGAGCGUGAAAUGGGGCCCUUGGCAAGUAGGCUCUGGGGCUUCCCACGCUGCCUCUUGACUUGUGGUAGAGCAAGAACACAUCAGCCAAAACCCUUGCCUGAUUUCACCAGGAGAUCGCUGGUGUCUGAAGCCGUCCACCCGCACAUUCACUUGGCUGGCAGUCAGCAAAGUGCCGGUUCAUCUUAGGAAUGGAUUUUCUUUUUUACUCUUCUUUUUGUUUGUUUGUUUGUUUGUUUGUUCUGAAGUGGGUCAGUAAAUCUCUUGCCAGCUUCCCGGCUCUCUGCUGCUGGAGGGGUUUGUUGCUUCCCCAAGGAGUGAGUUCCUUACAGAAUUUGGGCCUCUCCCACAUUAGUAGUCUCAGUUUUGGUCAUGUUUUUCUAUUAAUUUUUUUUCCUGGUCACAGUAUUUUGUGUGUGCGCGUGUUGUAGUUUCGGCUGCUCGAUUUGGCUGCGUUACCAAGUGACGAGAUAAUCCUCUUUUACCCCAGGGGAUGUGAUUUGGUUUUGGGAUUUUUCCUUUUCUUCUUUUUUUCCUUUUUUGUUUUUCCUUUUUUUUUUUUAUAUGAUAAAUCCCGCUUGUAAAUAGCUGGAGCUAAAACCUGGGGCUGAUAGCAGAUGAGAACCAGGGCUGUAGAGCGAUAUGGAGCUGGUGGAGUAUUUUACUGACCUCACAGGCUGAUCUACUUGAGACUUGGAGACGUUCAGUGCGAGGCUGAGAUGCCGCAGCACCUCCAAUGGCAGCGACGGACUUGCCCCUUCACGCGGUCUCCCCAGCACCUCCCAUUGCCAGGUACCGCCGGGGAACAGGACGUGUCCCCAGUGGGAUGCGUUCCCUUCCCCUGGAUCAUUUCCUAGGACGCCCGAGCCGCUUGCCCAGGGUCCCAUUUCCCUGCUGACUCUGGAGAAGCAGUAUCUGCAUCCCAGGGCUUUGUGACAGCCUCUAACUUCCCGCCCUCCCUCGUUAAGUAUCAUAUUGUAUAGUAGCUUUCAGACCAUACAGUAUUCAUUGGGUUAUUCCUAUUAUUAUCAAGUAGCUGGAAUUGUGAAGGUCGGAGUAGUUAGAUCUUUAGCUUUUAUUCCUUUUUUUUGUAUUACUAUCCAUGUGUAUAAAUUAUUGAUCAUGUUGCUGGCUUUUAUAAACUCUAAGCAAGGGGGGAAACCCUUCCUAACCCUUUGCAAAUGGUAAUGAAGCACUGUUUUUAAAUAAAAGAGAGAAACACCAGU
Molecule: messenger RNA, 7776 nt
Organism: Strigops habroptila (Kakapo)
Lineage: Eukaryota; Metazoa; Chordata; Aves; Psittaciformes; Psittacidae
Gene: RBFOX2
Product: RNA binding fox-1 homolog 2
Exons: 15
Coding region: 262-1701 (479 amino acids)
Biological process (GO): nervous system development; regulation of alternative mRNA splicing, via spliceosome
Cellular component (GO): nucleus; cytoplasm
Molecular function (GO): mRNA binding
Source: RefSeq, a predicted model, not a curated record